GAAAUACGUAUAAAAACUCCAGGAAAGAGCAGGAGUCACUUCGCCAGCGGAUCCACGUUACAUAAUCUGAUCCAGACUGACUGCAGGGAAGCAAUACGCUGCCAUCACGUUUCUUUUAUUGCUGUGAUUUCUUAAAAUCAGACCUCCUUUUGUUUAUGCAUGAUGGAGAUGAAGUCAUGGCCUGUUUGGUUUGCAUUGAUGUUCAGCAGCCUCAUCCAAGCAUCAGCUGCUCAUAAAGACUUCUUCACAUCCACUGGCCAUAUGACGGAUCUGUUAUACACGGAGAAGGACCUUGUGACGUCGCUAAAAGAUUAUGUUCAGGCUGAGGAGCACAAACUGGAGAAGAUCAAACGGUGGGCGAACAGGCUUGACUCUCUGUCCUCCACGGCCACGCAAGACCCUGAAGGCUUUCUGGGACACCCUGUCAAUGCCUUUAAGCUGAUGAAGAGGCUCAAUACGGAGUGGGCAGAGCUGGAGAGCCUAGUGCUUAAGGAUGUUACUCAUGGUUUUAUCUCUAACCUGACCAUCCAGCGGCAGUACUUCCCCAGUGAUGAGGACCAGACUGGUGCAGCCAAGGCCCUCCUAAGGCUGCAGGACACCUACCAGCUGGACACUAACACCAUCUCGACAGGGAAUUUGCCUGGAGUGACCCACAAAAGCAGUAUGACAGUAGAGGACUGUUUUGAACUGGGCAAAAUUUCCUAUUCAGAGGCGGACUACUAUCACACAGAACUUUGGAUGGCGCAGGCGCUCAGGCAACUGGACCAGGGCGAGGACUCGACUAUCGACAAGGUGGCCGUGCUGGAUUAUCUCAGCUAUGCCAUCUACCAGCAGGGGGAGCUGGAGAGGGCCCUUGAGCUCACCAAGAGGUUGCUCGAAAUAGAUCCUGAGCACCAGCGCGCUAACAGUAACCUGAAGUACUUUGAAUACCAGCUGGAGAAACAGAAACAGGCAGAGGCCAAAAAGGAGAGCAGUGGGCGGGAGAAGAGAGAUUCGGCUAAAAAGAGCAGGACCAAAAACCCCCUCCCAGAGAGGAAGAAGUACGAGCAGCUGUGUCGUGGGGAGGGUGUCAAACUGACACCUCGCAGGCAAAGCCGCCUCUUCUGUCGUUACUUUGACAACAACCGGAACCCACUCUACCUGAUAGGGCCAGUGAAGCAGGAGGACGAAUGGGAUCGCCCGCGCAUCGUCCGCUACCAUGAGAUCAUCUCUGACAACGAAAUCAAGAAGGUCAUGGAGCUGGCAAAGCCACGGCUACGCAGGGCCACCAUCUCCAACCCAAUCACUGGUGUUCUGGAGACUGCCCACUACAGGAUCAGCAAGAGUGCCUGGCUGACUGGCUAUGAGGACCCAGUGAUCGCAAAGAUUAAUCAGCGAAUUGAGGCCGUCACAGGCCUUGAUGUGGAAACUGCAGAAGAACUGCAGGUUGCCAAUUAUGGGGUAGGCGGGCAAUAUGAACCACACUUUGAUUUUGGUCGGAAAGACGAGCCAGAUGCCUUUAAGGAACUGGGGACUGGGAAUCGCAUUGCCACCUGGCUUUUUUAUAUGAGUGACGUAAUGGCUGGAGGCGCCACAGUCUUCCCCGAUGUGGGGGCCGCAGUGUGGCCAAAGAAGGGUACCGCGGUAUUCUGGUAUAAUCUGUUCGCCAGUGGGGAAGGUGACUACAGCACGCGACAUGCGGCCUGUCCUGUGCUGGUGGGCAACAAGUGGGUAUCCAAUAAAUGGAUCCAUGAACGUGGCCAGGAGUUCAGACGACCAUGUGGUCUAAGUGAAGCGGAAUGAUAAACGAUUCCUAAGGCGAUUCCCACCCCUCCCUCACAGCCCCCAGGACACCAGCUCCCCUUUUCAACUCCGCAGACACACGACGUGAAGCUGCCUUCCCAAUUUCCCUCCCUGUCUGCGAGCAGAAUCGGCCCUUUGGUCUUUAGCCUAUCCUGUCUAUUCCUCUCUAGCUGCUAAGAACUUUAUAAAUGUGGAUUCUGCCUCGGCAGGUUCUUUGCAUUUGGGGUUAUGUUUGUCUACACUGAUUUUUACCAGCUGCGUAAAAACUACAUACGGUGGUGCGUAUUGAGCCUCAUUAUGUUCCCAGUGAUCCAGCACAAUCUGGAGGAGUGACGAUCACUUCCACUUGCAUAAGGGCCAUAUCCUGCCAACAUUUUUCAGUCUUCCUAUGCACGUCUCCCACAGAUGGCCCUGCUUAUAGAUUUUAGGACUCAUGAUGCAAUGUUCUCCCAGGAAUAACACUGAAAAUUAGAUAAUAACAUACACUUUUUUAACUUUGCUGUACAAAUUCAAAGCAUGUUAGCAUAUUUUGAAUUUCAAAGAUUGGUUAGAAUAGCAGUACUUUUAAUCCCCAUGCAGAAAUUCUGUCCCUUUGUUUUUUUUUUUGCUUUGCCCCAUCUUGUUCUCCAUGCAGGUGAGAGCAAGCUUGGGGGUCACAGCAAGGGGGCAGCCGCCUUGUGCUGCUCAAGGAGCUGGGGGUUACAGGCCUUGAUUAAGGGCCCACAGACAUGUGGCAAUUCUGCCAAAGUUGGGCUCAAAUCAGUGACCUUCUGAUAAUGGGGACAGGGGCUUAGCCCACUGAGCAACCCAUUGCCCCCAAGUAGUCUGUCAAAAACAUUAAAACAGUUCUUUCAGAAAGUGUUUCUUUGCUGGACCAUUCAACUGAUUAUGUUGUAAUAACCUUCAUAUUUAUGCAUUUUUUAGCAAUAAUUCCAAAAGGAUUUUUCAUUGUGAUUCACUACUUUGGUUACCCACAAAUCCAGUAUUGUUACUUCUUAGUAAAAAUUCAUGAAGAGUCAACAGAAGACUAUCUGAAACACAUCCUCCAUUUCAUAUACCCAUACGGAUUUUGGGGCUCUUCAUUAUCUGGAAUUUCCAGGGAUCUCUGUGGGAGAAAGAUUCUAUUUAUAUAUUGUGAGAUUCUGUCAUUUAAUUUGUUUGCAUAUCGCUGGACAUGUUAAAUGAGUGUUUUCUAUAAAAUAAAUAAUGUGCUCAUCA
Messenger RNA from Brienomyrus brachyistius, 3000 nucleotides. It is a transcript of the gene p4ha1b, whose product is annotated as prolyl 4-hydroxylase, alpha polypeptide I b. Gene Ontology annotation, molecular function: iron ion binding; protein binding; procollagen-proline 4-dioxygenase activity. Lineage: Eukaryota; Metazoa; Chordata; Actinopteri; Osteoglossiformes; Mormyridae. Gene Ontology annotation, cellular component: endoplasmic reticulum. The record is from RefSeq and is a predicted model, not a curated record. Gene Ontology annotation, biological process: peptidyl-proline hydroxylation to 4-hydroxy-L-proline. The transcript has 15 exons. Bases 160 to 1782 code for a protein of 540 amino acids.